Messenger RNA from Scomber japonicus (chub mackerel), 2151 nucleotides. It is a transcript of the gene c15h6orf47, whose product is annotated as chromosome 15 C6orf47 homolog. The record is from RefSeq and is a predicted model, not a curated record. The coding region runs from base 141 to 800 and encodes 219 amino acids. The transcript is spliced from 2 exons. Lineage: Eukaryota; Metazoa; Chordata; Actinopteri; Scombriformes; Scombridae.
UAGCCCAGAGCCAGAAACCCAGUGGCAUUAGCUUGGGCCUCAGAGGGUGGAGCUCUUGGAUCUGGGGAGGGCGGAAACAUCAAAGUGACCAAAGCAGUCCAGUAGAGGAGUUCUGGGAGGCACAGGAGAAGAUUCAGCCCAUGGAAAUCGAAGAUCUUGGUGCAGGGAAGCAGGAGAGAAAGGCAAACACACAACAGAUUCCUAGAUGGUGGAAUAAAUAUCUUCCAACUACCUACUUGUCCUGGCCAGUACAAACAGAGCCAAGCAGACUAAUACGACGGGAUCGUGAUGUUGACGGGGAUUAUUCAGACUACGGAACGCCUCCUCCAUCACCUACGCCUCCCUCUCCUCUCACGUCUCCUUUUCGAUUCUUUGCAGAAAGCUGGAAGCUGGAAGUUGUACCAGAGCACUACGACAUCUGCUUCAACUUCUUGCGCCACUUGUUUGACCUGUUUGUAGUGGGCUUCCUGUGGACUGUGUCCCCUCCCACCAAGCUGGUCCUGGAGGUUUUGGGGGUCCAGGGGGCACUGAGGCUGUGGUUCCAUGGUAUGGCCAUGUUCUUUGUCUCCACAGUAGGAAUGGCAGGAUUACUGUGGCUGAUCCAGGAGUAUCUCCCUCAGUUUGCUUUGAUCUACGGCAUCGUGCAGGCGCUGGUGAUCUCUGUGAGUGUGAAACAGAGUGUGAUCCUUGGAAUGGAGGAAGAGAAAGAAGAAAAGGGAGAGGAGGACAAGGACAUACGUGAAGUGAAAGACAGUAAAGAGAAGCUUGUGUCUGCAAAGGACAAGAUGAAGACAAGUUAAACUUUAGGUGGUGAACUGUUGCUCUCUCUUCAGGAAUCCAGCUGCAGGUCAUGACAUCACUGCAGCAGGACACACACACACACACUGUUUUGACUCCACCACUGUUCUGCAGCGUGACUACAGAACUCUAUUGCAUAUUCAUUAACAACUCCUACAAGUUGUACUUCUGUCACUUUAUGUUCAACACUAUUGAUCUACAUUAUAUAUAUAUACACACAUCUUUCCUCACUGGAUCUUAAUGUUGUUACCAGAAUGUAGACAGUGAUGGUUCAGUAUGGAAAGUAAAGUACAGUAAUACUAUAAUCAGGGUCCCAAACAAUCAGGAAAUGCCUGUUAAGUCAAAAAGAAAUGAUCCUGUUUACAUGUUGUAUUGUGUCAUGAUAAACCAUGAGACAAGUGUUCCUCUGAGAAAUACACAAUAAACUUGGCCCAAGAUAACCAAAGACAGAAUGAGCAGAACAUAAGCAUUCAGAAGGAGGAAAUAAGUGCAAACAUUACAAACCACUGCAUCAAAUCAACUAAAUCAUCUGUAGAAUUCAAAGAAAACAUUGUAAGAGAUGAAAGGAAGUAUUGUAAGAGGACAGAAGAGGCUUCAGAUAGGCUUGCAGCCAGUGUUCAGACAAUCCUUAGUUAUAGUGCUCCUGAUAGCUCCAGCUGUGUAAGAAAUGAUCUAUGAAUAAACAAAAUAUUCAGCCUGUGAAUAGUGUUCAUGUUAGAAAGUAGUGUACCAUGUAUGUGAGCAUGUUGUCACAUAAAGUCAUGUUAACCUUUUUUUUGUGGGGUAACCCUGUAUGGUUUUGAUGGAACCUCUGUAUGCUGUCCCCAUUGAAAUGAAUGAGAGGUGUUCAGACUUACUGUGAUUAAUGACACCACAGUAAAGUAAACCACUGUGCUUUACUGAAGCAUGAACAAGCACAGUGAUGGUUCAGGUGUUGCUUAGCCAUGAGUCCAGUCCAAAGGGAGGUGAAGAGUUAGACUCUGAAGUACACACUGUAUUAGGUGAAUUUUGGAAUCAUAAGUUUUAUAAGUGCAAUUCUUCUUAAAGGCUGAAGUGUCUGUAGAGGCAUGCUCAUCUUUUAAUUCAACUAAAGCUUAUAUUGGACAAAUUCAACUUUCCUGUUUCUUAGUCCUUGAAUGUGUCCGUCAGACAGGAAGCUGUUAAUAUAUCACACCACUACACACUCUGAUGCACUGUGUUUGGAAACAGAAGCAUUAUUCCAUCACUGUGUCAUCCCCUACUUUUGUACAAUAUUCUAAACUGCAAUAUAGCUCCCAUACACUGUCUGCAGUCUGUGAUUGCUCAAAUUAAUAUUGUUACAGUGGCGUCCAAACGUCUGAGAGCAAUAAAGAU